UUCUAUAGAUCAGUUUAAUACAAUAGCUGAAUAUUUUCCAAUCCCAACAUUACAAGCAAACGCAACGUUAGCUAGCUCGCCAUACAGAUGUAUGCAGCUAUGCUUCUGCUAUAUGAGACAGCGACUGCCGCCCGGCUCCGUUAACAAAUGAUGGGCCGUAUGCUUUUCUCUCUCGUGUGGAAAAUGCAAUGGCGUAACUAGCUAGGUAAAUCGAGUUGUUUUUCUUCGGUUUACAUUCGUGCGCAAACACCGACCAAAUGGAUGCUUAUUGAUUGCGCACGCUGUGGAUGAUUUGAAUAUGCCUGUCACCAAUACUGUAAUCUUGGGGAACACCGAUCGUAAAUCAAUCCAAACCAAUAUGAUUUACAUAUUCUGAAAGGAGUAACGUUAAGAGCAUUACUAGGCAUUAGUGCUCACCCGAUAGAAUGUUUUGAAAAAUAGCCUGAUGUACUCGGACGCACCAGUUUAAAUAUUGUCUGCCUCCCUAUAAUACAUAUAAAUAACAACCUGGACUCAGUGGAAGACGGAAUAUAGUACAUUUAACGUGUUUUCCUCCAUUUAGUAUGAUAUGUUACGUUUCGUAUGUCAUCAGAAGAGGACUGAAGACGCAUGGAGACACCCCCACUACGAUACAAAACUGAAUCCCUACACGAGAGCCAGGAUGAGUGAGGCGUGGCAGCAGCAUGCUGUUGCUCCCCCUCCGGUGGUGCACACCAUACCACCGGGGGCGGAGAACGCGUUGGGCUGCGCCGUCUAUGGUAUCGUCCUGCAGCCUGACCCCGCUCUGCAGCAGUCGCAGCACCAGCAUGGCCAGCAGCACAGCCAGCAGCAUGGGCAGCAGCAACACCCUACCCAGGUACAGCAGCCCUCUCUGCAGGUAGGGGGCGAGGGCGGUCACAAGUGUGGAGCAUGCGGCCACGACAUCUCCCACCUGGCCAACCCACAUGAGCACCAGUGUAUGGUGAGCCAGGACCGCUCCUUCCAAUGCACCCAGUGCAUGAAGAUCUUCCACCAGGCCACUGAUCUGCUGGAGCACCAGUGUGUGCAGGUGGAGCAGAAGCCCUUUGUGUGUGGUGUGUGUAAGAUGGGCUUCUCCCUSCUCACRUCGCUGGCACAGCACCACACCUCYCACAACAGCACCAACCCCAUGAAYUGCUCCAURUGUGAGAAGACCUACCGACCGGGCUCCUCUGGYAACACCACYCCCWSCUCCUCUMCCACCAACCCUCAGCAGCCGUCUGCUGAUGGAGCCUCUUCAAGUGGGAGUGUGGCAGUGGGAUCUUCUUCCUCAAUUACAUUUCCAUCGGCCCGUGACAGGCCCUACAAGUGUUCCGUCUGUCAGAAGGGUUUCAGGCACCUGUCAGAGCUGGCCCGCCACGAGCGUGUGCACACUGGAGAGAAGCCCUUCAAGUGUGACACGUGUGACAAGAGCUUCAGCCAGUCCUCUCACCUGGCCCAUCACCAGCGCACCCACAGCUCUGAGCGCCCAUACAAAUGUGCUGUGUGUGACAAGAGCUUCAAGCACCGCUCCCACCUGGUGCGCCACAUGUACGCCCAUUCCGGAGAGCACCUGUUUAAGUGCAACCUGUGUGAACUGCACUUCAAGGAGUCUUCUGAGCUGCUGCAUCAUCCAUGCCACCCACAAGGGGCACGCCCCUUCCGCUGUGCAACCUGUGGAAAGGGCUUCAAGCGUCCAUCAGACCUGCGGCAGCAUGAGCGCACUCACUCUGAGGAGCGUCCCUUCCACUGUGAGGAGUGCCAGAUGAGUUUCAAACAGCAGUAUGCCCUGGUGCGCCACAGGCGCACGCACAAAAACCCAUCUGACCGACCAUUCAAGUGCAACCUUUGUGACAAAGGCUUCUUGCAGCCAUCCCAUCUGCUGUACCACCAGCACGUCCACGGCAUGGAGAACCUGUUCAAGUGCGCAUCCUGCCAGAAGGAAUUCAGUCAGUCAGGAGAGCUGCUGCGCCACAAAUGCGGUGAGUCGUCCUCUUCAUCUAGGGAGACAGACAAGCCUUACAAAUGUGACGUGUGCGGCAAGGGAUACAAAAAGAGUUCGACACUGCAGCGACAUCAGAACUCGCACUGUCAAGAGAAGCCCCUAAAGUGCUCCCUAUGUGACCGCCGCUUCCUGUCAUCCUCAGAGUUUGUGCAGCACCGCUGCGACCCGUCCCGAGAGAAGCCCCUAAAGUGUCCCGAAUGCGAGAAGCGCUUCAAGUACUCGUCUGACCUGAAUAGGCACAAGCGUGUCCACACCGGGGAGAAGCCCUACAAGUGUGCUAGCUGUGAUAAAGGCUUCAAGCAACGGGAGCACCUGGCCAAGCAUCAGAGUGUGCAUUCCAGAGAUGCCCAGUUCAAGUGUGUUUGGUGUGGAGAGCGCUUUGGAGACCUGGGAGCUUUGCAGGAGCACACAGUCCAGCACACAGCUGAAGGAGGGGGUUACCCUGUGCCACCUUGCAUAUAGURARGCCCCUCCYRUCUGUACAAGUUCAUAGCAAACGUCCCUGUCUACCAUUAAUUUGCAGCACCCAGCUUAACACACUUGAACUGGGCAUCUCUGGAGUGCACACUCUGGUGCUUUCCAGAGAUACCCAGUUCAAAUGCUUUGGAGACCUGGGAGCCCUGCAGGAGCACACAGUCCAGCACACAUCUAAAGGGAAGGAUUACCCGAUGGUAGGUUACUCUGUGCCACUUCUUAUCCAGUCCAUAGCAAAUGUCCCUGCCUACUCUUAAUUUGCCCCCAGCAAUAACAAUCCAUACCCUCACUUCCCAUCUGAAAACUGAUACCAGUCCACUUCCCCACCCUAAGAAACCCAUACAAUUUAUAAUUGUAAAAAAAAAAAAAAAAAAAAA
Molecule: messenger RNA, 2853 nt
Organism: Salvelinus sp. IW2-2015
Lineage: Eukaryota; Metazoa; Chordata; Actinopteri; Salmoniformes; Salmonidae
Product: zinc finger protein 319
Biological process (GO): regulation of gene expression
Cellular component (GO): nucleus
Source: RefSeq, a predicted model, not a curated record